AGUGCAGCAGUAGAAAUCAGGUACAGGGAGACAGGAGGGAUUCUCAAGCUGAGGCUACAGGCACCCGGCACACAGCACUUUCUCACACAUCAAAACCGAGGGAAGAAAUGCUUCUUUCUUUGGGCUUGACAUAAAUAUCACCCCCAAGGAGCCAGUACAAGAAUAAGAUGGCCCGAAAUUCCAUCCACUGGUUCCGGAAGGGCCUCCGUCUCCAUGACAACCCAGCGCUACGGGAGGCUGUCCGCGGGGCGGACACAGUGCGCUGCGUUUACUUCCUGGACCCAUGGUUUGCGGGCUCCUCCAACGUCGGGGUCAACAGGUGGAGGUUUCUCCUCCAGUGUUUGGAGGAUCUGGACGCCAACCUUCGGAAACUGAACUCCCGCCUUUUUGUCAUCAGGGGCCAACCAGCCAACGUGUUCCCACGGCUCUUUAAGGAGUGGAAGAUCUCUCGGCUAACCUUCGAAUACGACUCGGAGCCUUUCGGGAAGGAGAGGGACGCUGCCAUCAAGAAGCUGGCCAUGGAGGCAGGGGUGGAGGUCAACGUCAAGAUAUCGCACACCCUCUAUGACCUGGACAAGAUCAUAGAGCUGAAUGGCGGGCAGCCUCCUCUCACCUACAAGCGUUUCCAGACCCUGAUCAGUCGACUGGAUCCUCCGGAGAUGCCCGUGGAGACGCUGUCAGACACCCUGAUGGGCCACUGCGUCACCCCCAUCUCUGAGGACCACGGAGACAAGUAUGGGGUCCCAUCCCUGGAGGAGCUAGGCUUUGACAUUGAGGGCCUGCCCUCAGCGGUGUGGCCAGGAGGAGAGACCGAGGCUCUGACCAGGAUAGAGCGCCACCUGGAGAGAAAAGCAUGGGUGGCUAAUUUUGAGCGCCCCAGGAUGAACGCCAACUCGUUACUGGCCAGCCCAACAGGCCUCAGCCCCUACCUGCGCUUCGGAUGCCUCUCCUGUCGCCUCUUCUACUUCAAGCUGACUGACCUCUACCGCAAGGUGAAGAAGAACAGCUCCCCUCCGCUCUCUCUGUACGGCCAGUUACUAUGGCGCGAGUUCUUCUACACGGCGGCGACGAACAACCCACGUUUUGACAAGAUGGAGGGUAACCCCAUCUGCGUCCGCAUCCCCUGGGACAAAAACCCAGAAGCGCUCGCCAAGUGGGCCGAGGCCAAGACGGGCUUUCCCUGGAUAGACGCUAUCAUGACUCAGCUGAGGCAGGAGGGCUGGAUCCAUCACUUGGCCAGGCACGCAGUGGCCUGCUUCCUCACCAGGGGCGACCUGUGGAUCAGCUGGGAGGAAGGGAUGAAGGUCUUUGAGGAGCUGCUUCUAGAUGCAGACUGGAGCGUGAACGCAGGCAGCUGGAUGUGGCUGUCCUGCAGUUCAUUCUUCCAGCAGUUUUUCCACUGCUACUGCCCCGUGGGCUUCGGACGGCGCACCGACCCCAACGGGGACUUCAUCAGACGAUACUUACCUGUCCUCCGAGGUUUCCCCGCUAAGUUCAUCUACGACCCGUGGAACGCUCCGGAGUCCGUGCAGGCAGCCGCCAAGUGCAUCAUCGGCGUCCAUUACCCGAAGCCCAUGGUGCAUCACGCCGAGGCGAGCCGACUCAACAUCGAGAGAAUGAAACAGAUCUACCAGCAACUUAGCCGAUACAGAGGACUGGGCCUGCUGGCAUCAGUGCCAUCCACGAAUGGGAACGGCAAUGGAGGAAUGAUGGCCUACUCUCCUGGAGAGCAGCAGCCAGGGACCAACAACAACAACUCACAUUUGCCUGGAGUGUCGGGGAGCUCCGUUGCGACGGGUAACGGCAGCGGGAGCAUCCUACUCAACUUUGACAACGAGGAACAGACGCGGCCCAGCAGCGUUGGGCAACAGCAACAGCGACUGCAACCGCUGCCACAUCAACAACAACAACAACAACAACAACAGCAACAGCAACAACAGCAUGGAUACCACUCAGUGCCAGACGCCAGCCAGACCAUCACCAGCAGCCGACUCUACCACGAGUUUGCUGUGCCUCAACACCCAGGACUCCUCUUGCACACCAGAGGCAGCAUCACAGGAAAGCGGGAGCGCGAGUCGGAACGUGACGGGUCAGGAGAGGAAGACCCGGCUUCCUACUCCAUGCAUAAGAUGCAGAGGCAAAGUGCAGAGACUACCUAGAGCAGGCGGAGACGAGACUGUCUGAAUCCACACUGGUCACCAUCCGGGCAGCAGGAUAUAGUGGAAAUCCCAACGUCGCCACCUGUCCUCAAAACAAAACGCAGCUCCAGACACGACCGCCUCCUCCUCAGACAAACCUUAAACUUCUCUUUCUGUCUUAACAGAAAACCCCCCACCCCACCCCCCACCCCCCAAACCUGGGGUGUAAACACAAAGGUGAAAAUGUGAUCUCUGGCUCUUGACACAGUUUCUUACAAUGGCGUUUAUAUCACAGUCCGUCAACCUCUGACCUCUUUGUAGUUGCAUGCUGACAGGUGUGACAACCUCAGAAGAAUGUGCAAAGAAACAAAAACACCUCAAACUUACAGCUCGACGAAUCAUUUUUAAAAAAUAAAUAAAUAAAAUAAAAUAAAAUAAAAAAACAUUACAUUAUUGUCUUAAAACUGCUGCCACCAGCCAGUAUAUACUACACAAACACUGAAGCAGCUAUAAGUGUAAGUAAUGUAAUACUUAGUGGGUUUUUUUUUUUUUUUUUUUUAAAGCUGCAGAUUCUCCAUCAAAAACCUUGUCUGCCCUUUAAUACAUCAAUAUUAAAUCAAGCUUUUUGUGUCAAGGUUUACAGAGAAUUUUUUGUACUUUUACUACAGCUUUGUAUUAUUUACAUCCCACAAUGUUAACCAGGAAAACAGAACACAAGCUCACUUAUAACAUGUUUUGUCACAAAUGAAACUUCAAAUUGGAAAACCUGCCGUUUAUACUGAUAAAGUAUUUGUUGUCAAGAUUAAACACUUUUACAUAAGGCUGAUUAGAGUUUUUAAAAAGUAGUUUAUUUCCCAGGAGAUAACAAUCUGUACAUCCCAAAAAAAAAUAAAAAAUGAUAGACUGGUUUUAGUAAUCUUUAAACUGUUAUGUUACUGUGUUUUUUUUUUUGUUUUGUUUGUUUUUACCAGACUAAAAUGAUAAGAAGCACAUAUGUAUUCACAGUAACAGCCUGGCUGGUCGUUUCAGGGACUUUGCUGAAAAUAUCCGCGUAAACUUCUCUGCUUCAGUCUCACUAGUUUGCAUGUGAAUAAUAAUAAAUAGCUCUUCAGGUACAGGGUCCAGCUGGUGAGCAAGCGUGAUAAUCCUCCUCCUUAACACAAGUGCGACUAUUCACAAUUGAUUUCAUGGGAACAUCUACCACUGCCUGGUUAGUGUGUGAUCACUUGAUUUGUAUCGGCAGCUAAAAACAGUGAUUCGUAUAGUUUUUUUUUUCCAGUGUUUAAGAUGUACAGUUUGUGAAUAUCAGACUUAUGUAUAUGGUUAACAAACCGUCUUUAAAGGUGUGUUUACAGUGUCUCAGUGUGGAUUAGUUAGCGGACGUUUUGUCGGGUCACUCUGCCUGUAAAACCGCCUUUAGAAGAAUGGCAUUAUGGAUUGUAUAGUUGCCAUCGUGGAGUCUCUGAGCUCACAUGUAGCUGAACACUUUUUAGAAGUAAAACUUUUCUUCAAAAGAACCAUCAAGUAAGCAUGUUGCAGAUUUUUUUUUAAUAUAUAAAUGGAUUUAGAUCCUGAUCCUUUCACACAUAUAGAUUUUCACAAUUCCCAUUAACAUCAGUCAAACAUGAGCAGGCUCUGUUCUGUAAAGUUAUUGGGGAUUACACACCAUCUUCAUCUUUAGUUUCAAGUGUUGCUUUUGUCAUCUCUGCGGUUUCACACCUUCAAAUUAACAGUAAAUCGUUGUAAAAUAGACAUUUUUUUCACUGCUGUUGACCAUCAGAGCCUGGACGAUCCUUCUCCAAUGUUCUCAAUUUUACUUCACCCUUCAAAAGUCAGUCACAUUUUCACCUUUUGUUUCCCCCCAACAAAAAUGCCUCAAUGUCCACAGAAGUUUCAAGACAAAUAACUCUAUACAGAGUAUCUCUGAAUAUUUAACAUUUCUUUUGUUUGUUUUUUUUUUUGUUUUUUGUUCUGUGAAACUCGAGCAACAACCAAAAAACAAAUUACAGCGUUGAUGUGGGAGAGGAAGUGAUUUGAGGUAACGUUCGUCAAAAAUCCAGAGGACACAGAACUCAGGCGGUUGGUUCCAGUCUCCUCUCAAAGGUGUCACAUUUUUUUAAGAUUUCUUAUAAAAACCAAAAAAAAAGUUGAUAAACAAACUGGAAGGAAGAAACUAAAACAACAAGUUUGAGUCGACACAAUAAAAGGCUGGCGACAGCAUCUGAUCCAAAUGAGCCUUCCAAAUUCUGUCAGCGAAACAGAAACCGACAUUCCUCAGAAACAAGAGUACCCUCCUGAUGAAGGAUUUCUACUACUGUACAAGGAGUUUAACUAUACAUAAAGACUAAGUACAGCUGCUGGUGACAUUUUGCGACCUGGAUUUAUUUGAAACUGAAGUCUGACUGAACAUUGAGGAGUGACAGCGCCGCAGAACAGCUGAGGAAUAACAGCCACACACUCAGAUACAUUGAUUGAUAGUAAACAAAUGAGAAGGGUCACAAAAUGGUCUCCGGGAAGUCGUCUGGGAGGAUUUGUUUAAGCAUUGGGAAGAUGAACGUUGGCAUCUCAUUUAGGCUCCAUCCACCCUCCACUAUCACCUUUACUCCUGGUGAGAAGAAUGCAGUUGAAUUCAACCAGAGCAUGUACGAUUCCCCCUGUAAAAUACACCCAGCAGCUUCUUGUGCUGAUGUUAAUACCACACACACACACACACACACACACACACACACACACACACUGUAACAUACUAUAAAUUCUCAACAACAAAAAAAAUCAUCAAUUUACUGGCGCCUGAACCAACAACUAGCACCAGCAAAUUAAUUCUGUCAUCUUCUACUUUGCCAUGUUUUCAUUAUAAUACACUUCCUGUCACUGUUUCACAAUAAAAGCUCUCAGAGGGAAGGUUGCGCCCUGCCAAGCUGGAGCCGUUUUAAUGUGAAACUUAUGGACGAAGUGUUGAAUUUAGUAUUAACAGCAGACAAUAAUAAUUAACGCUACAGAUCAGAAAACAGGGAGGCUUUGUGUUAAAAUAUUCUCAUAAAAAGAGUCUCUGUCUCAGAUUGUAAAGGUCUGGUAUAUUUGAGAAUUUAAAGUAAACACAUACAUAUACAUUUAUCAUGAAUUAUGUUCCAGCACCAGGCUUUUACACACCACACGCACACAUACUUUCACAUGGUUGAAACACACAACUCCUCAAACACUCAAUUAAACACCCACACACACACACACACACACACACACACACACACACACACACAUACUUUCACAUGGUUGAAACACACACACAGCCUUUGUAAUGGUUAGAUGGGAGAGAACAGUGAGUUUCAUGAGGUCUGCUGGAAACCCCAAUCUGCCAUUGAGGAGUGUAACGUCACUAUGAAGAAAUUACCAAUGAAUUGGCUAUUAGAAACAAUACCUUCUGUGCCCACUUGUAUGUUGUGAGCAAAGCUGACAAACAGUGAAGAAACUUUUGUUCUUCCCCCAAAUUAUUAAUUACAGCUUCAAAAACUUCACAUACUGUUACUCCUACAUACUGUAGAUUCUAUAGACCCUGAGUGUCAAAAUACGUCAGGUGUCUUCUCAUAAAGUGACAAAUAAAAAAACUAGAUGAAGAAAUGAAAAUUGAUGAGUAAACAUUUGUCACUAUUGCAACAGACACCAAAAAGGGAACACAUAGGCCCUUUUUCUGGCUUUUAGCAGUAAGCAUUUAUAUUCCUGAAAUUAAUUGACACAGUCUUGAUUUGAAAAAUCCUGCAGAUUGGGGGUGUAGAUGUAAGUUCGGGUUUCAGUGGAGUUGCAAAGACUCAUGUUUGUGUACAGUACUCAAUAUUUGUUCAUCUGUGAUCAUACUUGGCUUCAGGAGUAACGUAGAGGGUGGGGUGGGUGGGGAAGGAUAAAAAGUAUUGUAGUGUGUCUGUAUUAUAAUUCUGUAUGUUCUCAAGAGGAUUUGAACAUUGAUAGUUUUUUUGUAGCUUUUAUCACAAUGGAAAAACAAGUUGAACCAAGUUUUUAUUCUUGCUUUUUCUUUUCUUUUUUUUUUGUUUUCUUUUGUUUUUUUGUUCGUUCUCCCUUCUGUGACAUGAAGGUGAAUGAUGCCAUGUAUCAUCUCUGUAAUAUUGUGCUCUUUCUCUGUCUCUCCUUGUGUUGUGAAAGGCUUUUCUCGUGCUUGAUCAAGUUCAUGACAGGAAAUUAAAAUUGUUACAACGCGA
This is a messenger RNA of Seriola aureovittata, 6346 nucleotides long. Its product is annotated as cryptochrome-1-like. The transcript is spliced from 15 exons. Gene Ontology annotation, biological process: circadian regulation of gene expression; negative regulation of DNA-templated transcription; entrainment of circadian clock by photoperiod. The record is from RefSeq and is a predicted model, not a curated record. Gene Ontology annotation, molecular function: FAD binding; DNA binding. NCBI's taxonomy places the organism in Eukaryota, Metazoa, Chordata, Actinopteri, Carangiformes, Carangidae. Gene Ontology annotation, cellular component: cytoplasm; nucleus. The coding region runs from base 168 to 2159 and encodes 663 amino acids.